Molecule: messenger RNA, 3219 nt
Organism: Hermetia illucens (black soldier fly)
Lineage: Eukaryota; Metazoa; Arthropoda; Insecta; Diptera; Stratiomyidae
Product: zinc finger protein 853
Exons: 11
Coding region: 184-2787 (867 amino acids)
Biological process (GO): regulation of transcription by RNA polymerase II
Cellular component (GO): chromosome
Molecular function (GO): chromatin insulator sequence binding
Source: RefSeq, a predicted model, not a curated record
GUAUCCGCCAUUGCAAGCAGCGUUGUCAGUUUUUAUUCGAUUCGAUGUAAAUUAUUACAAAUAACUUGUUUUGUGUCCUUGUUUUUAUUUAAAAAUGCAUAAUUGAGUGUUGCUCAUGUCGAUCCCGAUGCGGAUAAAAGUUUCCAAAAAAACCUAUAAAAGCAUUAAAAUUAACUUUGCUCAAUGGAUAAUCAAAUGAACCGGCAAAUGCUUGAGCAUUUCGAAAUAACGAAUGGGGAACAUGAUCAGGAAAUAGGUAAAAUAACGAGCCUUAAUGCUAUGCGCGGGAUUGAAAAUGGCUCAUUGCACUUCAUAACUGUACCUCGGGACCAGGAGUAUAUUGAUCAUACCCUCCUUAAUCCGGAGUAUAUUGCGCAGUUUCCAAAUGGGUUCAUAGUCGAUUUUAUACCAAAUGGUGAGGGGGAACAACAAACCCAGCAGAUCAUUGCUGAUGCGGUGAACGCCGACCUAGCAUUCCAAGGGGGAGGAAGUGGAAAUGAUGAUCAGGAUAGGAGGUUGACAGCGGCCCUUUUGCAACUGGUCAACAAACCAUGUCAUAUAAAAAUCGGAAAUGAAACCCAAGUUAUAGUUUCAAAUAAGGAUUUAACAUUGUCCGGUCACGAUAAAACAGAACAAAUAAGUCAUCAUAACUUCAGUGCGGUGACCAAUCAGCAGCAGCAGGUUCUGCAGAGUGAGACGAUCAAUGAUUCUCAUUUCAAAAUUUACCAACAGCAAAAGCCAGCUCACGUUCAAACACCACCUCAGGCGAACCCACCACUUCCACCAUUGACCCCUAUUCGAAGGUUAGCUCGGCAGCGUAAGAAUUCCGUCGUGAGUGCAUCGUCUGAUAUUCAAAUAUUUCAGGUGAACGAAAUUAACAUGGAUGAAGAGAUCGAUAAUCGCCAACGUCCACUAACUAAAAAGAGUCUUCCACAUAAAAAACGAAUCUCGAAGAAAUUAAAAAACAUCGACCGAAUAGAGGCAGCUCCUCCACCGAUCCGUCAAACUGUAAUAUAUCAGGAUAUUCAACAAAAUCCAAUACAAGAAGUCGAGAAUCAGUUCAUCCCUCCACAACAACAAUUUUCGUGUCAAUUAUGCGCGAUUGUUUGUACCUCACAACUAGAAUUUUUUGCACAUUUGAAGGGCCAUUACGAACCGCAAUCAGUUGUAACUAAUGUUUCGUCGAUGCCAACGAAAGAUUCUAUUAGCAAUGAGGAAAAUCUUGUCUUAAACCACUCGAAUGAGGCAGACAAUAUUGAAUUCACAGAUUUUUCAAAGUCGGCUAUGGAUGACAAGUUAGAACAGCAAAAUGAGGUCACACUGAAGAACCACAACGUGCAAGAUACCUCACAGGAUAUGACGUCCCAUCGGGACGAAUUGCGAAUUGAUGAAGUAGAAUUCAGUGAUACUGAAGAUAUGUUGGAGGGCAUCAGAGGCGUGGUGGACAAAGUACAAGAAUCUGUUGGGAAUGAUUCGAAUGACGGAAACGAUUGGUACAGCAGCAAUUCAUUAAAUGGGAAUAUUGUUUAUAAAUCGGAUGAAAACAAUCAGAAUCUGAACUCGUCCGUGGACAAUUUUUCUAUGUUUUUCAAGAAUAAUUUGGAUAAAGGUGGUGAUAAUCAAGAGAUAAUCCUUCCCGUGGAAGAUAAUGUACAGAAACUAACACCCGACGGUACUCAUAUUAUACCUCAAGAAGCCUAUGAAGUCUCUGAAGAAGCUGCUACCAUUGUAGAUGAUCAGGAUACGAUGCCGACUGAAAGUGAAAUUGACACGAUGCUCAUCGAAAAUCAUUCUGCGGAAGACAAUAGUCAGAAACUGCUUCCGAAACGAACGAAUCGCGUUCGUAAGCCCAAACCAAAACCAAAACCGAUUGAUGAUGAGUUCUCUGAAAGUGAUUUGCUGGACGACGACGGUUUAUCUGGGGACGACGAUGAGAAAUACAAAAAGCAACGCCGGAAAUGUACGCAAUGUGAUAAAGUUUUUAAUUCCUCCAACGCCUUUAAGUAUCAUGAACUGUCGCAUACGGGCGAGCGUCCACAUCAGUGUGAUAUUUGCGGGAAAAGUUUUUUUGCACAAAGUGCUCUUAAGGUUCAUAUGCGUCUACAUUCGGGUGCGAAACCCUACGAAUGUGAGAUUUGCAAGCGGGCAUUUCGACAAUGGGGCGAUUUAAAGUAUCAUACGAUAUCGAUUCACACAAAUGAACGCAAUUUCCAAUGUGAAUUUUGCGGGAAAGCAUUCGCCAGGCGGUAUUCUCUGGUAAUUCAUAGACGGAUUCACACCAGCGAGCGAAACUAUAAAUGUGAGUUCUGUCCGAAAUCGUUUCGCGCCAGUUCGUAUCUACAGAACCACAGGAAAGUUCAUACAGGCGAAAAACCCUAUGCUUGUUCCAUAUGUGGGAAGAAAUUCCGUGUAAGUGGAGACCUCAAGAGGCAUACAAACAUUCAUGGACGAGAAAAGAAGAAAAAAGGAGGCGAAGGAGUGACUGCAUCAUCAUCUAAGACUGAUAUUAGCAAAAAAGUAAUUUUAAAGCCAACCAAUGAGCAGAUUAUCCAAUUCAUGCCAAAGCCAAGCACAUCAUCGUCAGUAGAUAUGCAACAAAUUAAGGCCGAGCCAAAUAUCCUGAUGGAUUUGAGUUUACUUCACGAUGAUUUAAACCCAACCACACAUCAAUCAUUGGUGAAAAUUGAACAAGCAGUUCAAGCGAAUGGUGCAACUAACAAUGGAACAAUAAUAUAUUCAGAUGGAGCUGUCGAGAUAUUCAAAACGGAAGUAGUUGAUCGCUACUGACGAAGAUACCGGUUGCGAACCAAGUGAUAAUUUUACAACUAUACAUAAAGAGGCUCAACAUUUGGUUAAACGCGCAAGUGGAUAGAAUUCAACAACGAAAUAAACUAGUGUCGGUGUAAUGAGCAAUUGUAAGUUCCAAAUGGCGAGAGAGACUUGUUUGAGGGGAUAAAAUCAUCAUAUAUCAUUUCGGGAACCACUUUUGGUAUCCAAAAAUGACCAUAUCAAGUGAUUAUAGUUGGGGAGUUACAAUGUACAAUCAGUUACAGCAGAAUUAUGCAUUUUAAGAAUGAUUGGAGCCAUGUAGUUGCGAUCUUUUUUUUUUGGGGGUAGGGUAGGUGAAUGGAUUUACGCACACAGUGUUGGACUCCCGAUUCGGUAGGUCGUCGGACUAUCCAACUAAACACCUCCCCAUCGUCAGCCUGGAACCGUUUG